UGCAACACUAAGUCCUUGAGCUUCACUGCAGACAACUGGUUUCUCCUUCGCUCUUUAGCUUCAAAUGAGCUGCUGUGGCAAAUUUUGACCCAGCACAACGACUUUAGAGGUUUACCUUCACUCGUGAUUUUACUAAGCAAACGAAUGCAGUAAAACGAUCUGCUUCAAACGUAGGUAGAAACGAGAAACGGAAAUAGAAAAGCCUGAAACAGCUCCAAUGCCGCAGUGAAGCUGUGACAGGUGAGCGCCUUCCACUCGGAAGGCCCAAGAUGGCUGGGCGAGGAACACCGCUACCCUCGCGGGGGCCUACCCCAGGAAAGACAGGGGUCGCGGCACGCCCCCCGCACGACACGGAUUACGUAAUCCCGCUCGCCGCAAACGUGCCGCAGGGUGCCCGCCCCUAGCCCCUCCUCCCGAAAAGCGCGGCGGCCAGUGUCGCACGUGAAGCAUGCUGGGACUAGCUCUCAAGCCUCCCGGCAGCCCCUGCGACGGGCGCGGUACGUAAGGAGCUGGCCGGCGGCGGACGUUCUCCGUAAGAUGGCGGAUCGUCGGCGGCAGCGCGCUUCGCAGGACACGGAGGACGAGGAGUCUGGCGCAUCGGGCUCAGACAGCGGCGGCUCCCCGGCGCGGGGCGGCGGGAGCUGCAGCGGUAGCGCUGGAGGCGGUGGCAGCGGCUCUCUGCCUUCUCAGCGCGGAGGCCGAGCUGGGGCCCUUCAUCUGCGGCGGGUGGAGAGCGGGGGGGCGAAGAGCGCCGAGGAGUCGGAAUGUGAGAGUGAAGAUGGCAUGGAGGGCGAUGCUGUUCUCUCGGAUUAUGAAAGUGCAGAAGACUCUGAAGGUGAAGAAGGGGAAUACAGUGAAGAGGAAAACUCCAAAGUGGAGCUGAAAUCAGAAGCCAAUGAUGCUGCUAAUUGUUCAGCAAAAGAAGAGAAGGGAGAAGAAAAGCCUGACACCAAAGGCACUGUAACUGGAGAGAGGCAGAGUGGGGAUGGACAGGAGAGCACAGAGCCUGUGGAGAACAAAGUGGGUAAAAAAGGCCCUAAGCAUUUGGAUGAUGAUGAGGAUCGGAAGAACCCAGCAUACAUACCCCGGAAAGGGCUCUUCUUUGAGCAUGAUCUUCGAGGGCAAACUCAGGAGGAGGAAGUCAGACCCAAGGGGAGACAGCGAAAGCUAUGGAAGGAUGAGGGUCGCUGGGAGCAUGAUAAGUUCCGGGAAGAUGAACAGGCUCCAAAGUCUCGACAGGAGCUCAUUGCUCUUUAUGGCUAUGACAUCCGCUCAGCUCACAAUCCUGAUGACAUCAAACCCCGAAGAAUCCGGAAACCCAGGUUUGGGAGUCCUCCGCAAAGAGAUCCAAACUGGAUUGUUGAGCGACCAAACAAGUCCCAUCGCCAUCAGGGUCCUGGGGGCACCCUACCACCAAGGACAUUUAUUAACAGAAAUGCUGCAGGUACUGGCCGGAUGUCUGCUCCCAGGAAUUACUCUCGAUCUGGGGGCUUCAAGGAAGGUCGUGCUGGUUUUAGGCCUGUGGAUGCUGGUGGGCAGCUUGGUGGCCGAUCUGGUGAGACUGUUAAACAUGAAGCCAGUUACCGGUCACGGCGCCUAGAGCAGACUCCUGUGAGGGAUCCAUCUCCAGAAGCUGAUGCUCAAGUGCUUGGCAGUCCUGAGAAGGAAGAGGCAGCCUCAGAGAUUCCAGCUGCUGCUCUUGAUGCUGCACCACCAGCCCCUGACAGGCCUAUUGAGAAGAAAUCCUAUUCCCGGGCAAGAAGAACGAGAAUCAAAGCUGGAGAUGCAGUCAAGGUUGCAGAGGAGGUGCCCCCUCCACCUGAAGGGCUGAACCCAGCGCCUCCAGUCCCAGAAACUACCCCUUCUCCACCUGCUAAGACUGGAGCCUGGGAGGCUCCAGUGGAUUCUACUACAAGUGGACUUGAGCAAGAUGUGGCACAACUAAAUAUAACAGAACAGAAUUGGACUCCAGGGCAGCCUUCGUUCCUACAGCCACGUGAGCUUCGGGGUAUGCCCAAUCACAUACACAUGGGAGCAGGACCUCCACCUCAGUUUAACCGGAUGGAAGAAAUGGGUGUCCAGGGUGGGCGAGCCAAACGCUAUUCAUCUCAGCGGCAGAGACCUGUGCCGGAGCCUCCUGCCCCUCCUGUGCACAUCAGUAUCAUGGAAGGACAUUACUAUGAUCCAUUGCAGUUCCAGGGACCAAUCUAUACCCAUGGUGACAGCCCUGCCCCACUGCCUCCUCAGGGCAUGAUUGUGCAGCCAGAAAUGCACCUUCCCCACCCAGGUUUACAUCCCCACCAGACACCGGCACCUCUCCCCAAUCCGGGCCUCUAUCCCCCACCAGUGUCCAUGUCUCCAGGACAGCCACCACCUCAGCAGUUGCUUGCUCCUACUUACUUUUCUGCUCCAGGCGUCAUGAACUUUGGUAAUCCUAGCUACCCUUAUGCUCCAGGGGCACUGCCUCCCCCACCGCCUCCUCAUCUAUAUCCUAAUACGCAGGCCCCAUCACAGGUAUAUGGAGGAGUGACCUACUAUAACCCUGCCCAGCAGCAGGUGCAGCCAAAGCCCUCCCCACCCCGGAGGACUCCCCAGCCAGUCACCAUUAAGCCCCCACCUCCUGAGGUUGUAAGCAGGGGUUCCAGUUAAUAUGAGUUCUUAAAUAUUUUAAAUCGAACAUCCUAUAAAAAACAGCAGAGGUGAGAACCCAGGAGAGAAGAGAAAUACAACUGGCUGUUUACUACCAGGAGGGCUUCAAAGUUAUAGGGUGGCUCCUACCAGCAAGCAGCUGAAUGAGGAGGACCCCUGCCUUCCUCUGAGGACAGACUCUGUUGGAGAAGGGGCUAACAAGUGGACUUCCUCCCAUCUCCACUCUUUACUUGAGUUGGCUGUGCUCAGAGGAGCAGAGGUCCAGCCAGCUCAGGCUUCUGGGUCUACAUCUAGAAGCCCAUGUCUUUUACUCUUCUUCACUUUUUCCUGGGAAAUUCAAGUGUCUUCUCCCAGGGAAGCUCCUUCCUGUAUGUUUUGUUUCCUAAGACGUUCGUUUGUAAAGCCUGGCUUAUUAUUCUUAAAUUAAUAUUCUUUUAGUUUCUUUUUCUCUUUGCCUUUAAAUGAGACAAAUUCAUUCUUCUGAUUUGCUAGCUCCUCUGGGUUCCCUUUUGGUCUUUCCCUGCAUCCCAGAUAAUUGAAGUUUUACCAGCCAGUUUUCCCCCACCAAGUCUAUAAAGAGGUGGCCUUUCAUUUUUGUCUGGCCGUUGUUAUUGUACUUGGAUUCUCUCAAUUCCUCUAACCCUCGAAGCAGAGCCGUCCACAGAGUGUCUCAUUGUGGAGAAAAGUUCAAAGUGUGUGGUAGGAGCCCUUCGUCUUGACUUCGAUUUCCAGGUGUCUGAGCCUCCAUCAGUCCCUGUACUGUGUAGGUGUCAGUCCUCUACUUGAGGGCAGAGUCUCUACAGUGGGGAGAGAUGGCAGUCCAGAUGCCCUUGUGAGAAAGGGAGAGUGGAAUAAGCCUUUGCCCCUUAAGGGUCUGUAUUCACACAGUCCUCAGGGCUCAGUCUUGGAGGUAAGUGGAGUUAGAGGUCCCUCUGCUUCUCUUCUUUCCAUCCUUCCUACCACACCCCCUUUCCAGUUGCUGUGGACCAAUGCAUCUCUCUAGAGGCAGAUACUGUCCAGCAAGUGGUCUGCCCUAUACUUUGCAGUUGCUCUUCUCCAUGUCUUUCCUGCUACAAGUGUUUUAGAUGUUACUACCUGAUUUUCCCCAAGUUCUGCUCCUGUCCCUGCAAACAGAAGAUCCCACAUCUGGGCUUCAGGCCUAAGGAAGCCAGUCAUUUUCGGGACAACGGCUCCUCUUCCUUUUCUUCCCUAUCCAUGGCGCUGAACCACUCCCCUGCUGCCUCUGUGGAAGAGAUCCCUAUUACUGCAGCACUUGUAUCUGCCAGGGGUAAUUUGGCCACUGUCCCUAUCCUACAGAACCUGAGGGAGAUGGUGAUGGCUGUGUUUCCCCAAGUAAUGUCACUGUUUCUAUUCUCUCCAGGAGCUGACCUAACCACUCUUGAGUCACAGGUGUGGGGUGGGGGGUGGGGAGAGGCACUCAAGCUGUAACCCCCAAGGAGAAAAUAACUGAGAGAUUCUUCUAGGGGUAGCUGGUGGUUGUGCCUUUUGUAGGCUGUUCCCUUUGCCUUAAACCUGAAGAUGUCUCCUCAAGCCUGUGGGCAGCAUGCCCAGAUUCCCAGACCUUAAGACACUGUGACAGUUGUCUCUGUUGGUCCACUGUGUUUCAUUGCAAGAAUUUCUCCAUGUGUGUUGUUGUUGUUGUUGCUGUUGUUGUUUGUUUGUUUGUUACUAUUUUAAAGGGUGCACAUUUGUGAUCAGCAUUGUGACUUGGAGAUAAUAAAAUUUAGACUGUAAACUUGG
Molecule: messenger RNA, 4410 nt
Organism: Panthera uncia (snow leopard)
Lineage: Eukaryota; Metazoa; Chordata; Mammalia; Carnivora; Felidae
Gene: CASC3
Product: CASC3 exon junction complex subunit
Exons: 14
Coding region: 538-2649 (703 amino acids)
Biological process (GO): mRNA processing
Cellular component (GO): exon-exon junction complex
Molecular function (GO): mRNA binding
Source: RefSeq, a predicted model, not a curated record